GCUAAACGCUGCUUAGAUGCCCAUUCUAAGCGUGAGCAGACGCCACAACAAAACACAUUUCUUUCGGAGUAAAUACAAGCUUAUUUUCUAGAACAUGCGGCGCAGGAAGAAAACGAAGAAUCGUCCAAAAAAGCCCAUUCCUCUGUGCCAUGAACUUGCUUACUGGAUGUCUCGCUUGCCAGAAUGUCUCUGGACCAUUCCUCUUUCCAACCUAUCACUUCCAGGGAGCCAUGAUACUAUGACAUACAGCCUUGAUGAAACUUCAACAGUAAGCGUAAAUGAAUCCAAGCUGCUGGAACUUAUGGACAAACAUAUGCACUGGAUAAUACAUCCUAUUGUUUUGAGGUGGUGCAUAACACAGGAGCUGACUGUGUUGGAGCAACUGGAUGCUGGAAUUAGGUACUUUGACUUUAGGAUUGCUCACAAGCCUGAUGAACCUUCUACGACUUUGCACUUUGUUCAUAUGCUAUAUACUACAGCUGUUGUAGAGGAUGUCCUGUGGGAUAUUUUACGGUGGUUGAAAACCCAUCCCUGUGAGGUCAUCAUUCUAGCUUUCAGAAACUUUGAUGGAUUGGACGAGGACCAUCAUCGUCAUCUGGUGUGUUGUAUAAAGAAGAUCUUCUGUUGUAGACUGUGUCCUAGAAAUGUGGUUCCAACCCUACAGCAUAUGUGGGCCCAUGGCUAUCAGGUUAUUGUCUCAUAUGAAGACAUUCUACAAGUGGCAUUGCACUCUGAGUUGUGGCCGGCACUUCCAUACUGGUGGGGAAAUAAGACUACAGCAAAAAAACUUAUCUGGUAUUUGGAGCUGAGGAAACGUGGUGGACGCCCAGGAGGAUUAUUUGUUGCAGGAAUCAACCUUACUGGAGAUUUGCCAUACAUUCUGUCACGUCUACAUUAUUCUAUAAAGAAAAUGACCCUCCGUGCCCUUCCAUUACUGAAUCGCUGGAUAAAGAAGCAGCGACCCGGAGCAGAGAAAGACUGCAUUAAUAUAAUUGCUGGGGACUUCAUAGAAAGAAGUAAUUUCGUGCAGAAUGUGAUCAAUCUUAAUGAAAAACUUAUUCCAAAGGAGCACUUCCCAAAUAUGCUGCCUUUGCUCAGCUCUGGAAAAACUUGAGUACUGUGAGACUUUGAACAUAGUUUACCUUCCUCACAGGAAUGCUGUGAAGAUCUUGUUUUUAACAACAAAUGAUAAGUUUAAAAAACCUCUAGUUAAGGAUGAAUUCCUAACUCCAUGAAUUUGUCUGGAGACACACUUAAAAGUGCAGUUCUUUUUGCACUGCUUCCCAGGAAACCAAGCACUUUCAUGUAUCACUUUUGCUAUUUUUUUAAUCCAAACAUCCUGUUUGCAGUGAUUGGUGCUUGCUGUGUCAGAGAAUCUGACCGUGUGCUCCUACCAACUAAGUAGCUCACACCGAUUAUCUCUUCAGAGAGAAGUGGAAGCCAUUCUUUUUCCAAACACAGAUGACACCACCAGAAUUGACAGGGCCAGCCAUCUUUUUGGAGCUGUGUGUGCUACCAAUUCAGAAGGAGAACUUUGACUGAGAAACAUGCAGUGCUCAAUGCUGGGAUCCCACAACAGAAGCUAGGCAGAAAGAAAUUAUCCAAAAUUCAGCCUCUACUAAAGGAACGAAUGAAACCAAUUUAAUAUGAUUUUCAGAAAGGAACAGGGUAGGAGAGAAGGAAGCAAGCCAGGAGAUGAGUGAGUCUAACUACUAUCAUCGAUAAACAGUAGACAGCAUUCUUAAAGCCAAAAGUACAAAGGAACAAGCUCAGCUGAUCAAAGUGACAUCCCACCAACUUUCUAGUAGAGGCAUCAUAUACUUUGAAGUAGUCCCUUGGCAAGCUUGGCAGUUAUGAGAGAAGAGAGAAAUCCUCUUUUGGACUGGGUAAUGAGCAGGAAGCAGAGGACUAGAGUAAAUGGACAGUUCUCACAACACAGGGGAGCAAGCAGUGAGUUUCCACAACCCGAUGUUUUGAAACAAGUGCAAUUUAACUUAUUCAGUCCAUGAGUCGGAUGAAGGCGGAGUCGGAUGACGCAACUGCGGGGCGACGCGGCGCGGCUGGAGCCCGAAGGGACGAGUAGCCGGAAAAAGCUGCAGUCCAGAGCAGAGCGCGCCGACGGAGGAUCCACCAAGAAGCCCGCCGAUGGUCGCUGAUUGCCCGGAGCACCGAGACUGCGCCUGAGCCGCCAAGGAGAGAAAAAGCCGCCGUCCGGGUGCUGCUAGGUAACCCCUCCCCGCACAAAUUGUGGCCCUAGUUAGGAUUCGACUACAGAUGUAGUCUAAUGUAA
Molecule: messenger RNA, 2290 nt
Organism: Gekko japonicus
Lineage: Eukaryota; Metazoa; Chordata; Lepidosauria; Squamata; Gekkonidae
Gene: PLCXD1
Product: phosphatidylinositol-specific phospholipase C, X domain containing 1
Exons: 7
Coding region: 95-1114 (339 amino acids)
Biological process (GO): lipid metabolic process
Molecular function (GO): phosphoric diester hydrolase activity
Source: RefSeq, a predicted model, not a curated record